Molecule: messenger RNA, 2028 nt
Organism: Puccinia graminis f. sp. tritici CRL 75-36-700-3
Lineage: Eukaryota; Fungi; Basidiomycota; Pucciniomycetes; Pucciniales; Pucciniaceae
Exons: 11
Coding region: 1-2028 (675 amino acids)
Cellular component (GO): membrane
Source: RefSeq, a predicted model, not a curated record
AUGGACGAACAGGGCUUACGAGCGAGAUAUCGCGCAGAGAAGCUAGAAAAGGCCGAACGUGCACACCCAUAUGCUGGACUAGUGGAGCCGAAACCGCUGCCAGACGAUCUGGAUGAGCUUUCAGUGAACGAUUAUCCCACCCCAUCCCAUCUCUCAUCUCAAGCCGAAUACGCCUCAGAUCUAAGAGACCCUCUCAUCGCCCCCGCCAGCUCCUCCUCCCGUACACCGAUCGGAUCAUCAUCAACCACCAAGCGAGCACUCCAGCCUCAUCUUCAGUUCAUGUGCGGCCCCAUGCUCCGAUACGACAGCGUGGACAUCCAGAACCAGACCUGGCUAGGGUUCUGCUGUGUGGUCACUGCGGAUACGGGCAGUGUGUAUGCGCCCAGUCCGAUGCUCCAGAUGCACUGGAACUCCUCGUCCGUCCAACCCGGCUCACAACCUUCGCAAGAUUCGGGAAUAAUCCAACAGGAUGUGACUGCCGAGCGAAUCUACGUCUAUCAUGGCCCGUCCGACUCGUACACCUUCUGGAGAUUCCGACUGGUGAUCCCCAUGGGCGAGCGGGAGACUCGGGUGCGUUACUCGAUCAACCAUGGCGCCCAGAUCGACUUCUGCAUCCCCGCCGUCAACCAAAACUUCCGCUGGGCCGCCCAUUCAUGUAACGGCUUCUCGGCCGGGGUCGACCAGAGCGCGUUCAACGGCCCGGACCCGGUCUGGAACGACCUUCUCGACAGACAUAAAGCCUUACCCUUCCAUGUCAUGAUUGGAGGUGGGGAUCAACUCUAUUGCGACCCGAUCGCUAAGGAACCCGAACUCUCCGGUUGGCUAGAGGAGAAGGAUCAGGAAAUCAAGAAACGCGCCAUCAUGACCCCACCCAUGUCCGUCGCCCUCGAUCGCUUCUUCUUCUCUCAUUAUUGUAAUUGGUUUCGUUCCGGCGCAUUCGGCAAAGCCAUCUCUUGUAUACCCAUGAUUAAUAUGUUGGAUGAUCACGACCUCAUAGACGGAUUUGGAUCAUACCCGGCAGACCUCCAAUGUUCGCCGGUAUUUUCAGCGAUUGGAAACCGGGGCUACUUCUGGUUCUUGUUAUUCCAACUGUUCAUAGUUGACGAAGCGGAUGGGAUCACGGCGAGUUCACCGACGAGUUCGAGUAUCCAUCCGAGUCUGGUUCUGGGCGGCGUGGGUCCCUACAUCCAUUCGCGGAACCACUCGAUCCUGGCUUAUCUGGGCCCGCAGGUCUGGAUCUUGUUGCUCGACUGUCGCUCAGAACGGAUGAAGAAUCAGGUCUGUAGUCCCAACACUUAUCGCAUCGUCCUCGAAGCUUGUCGGCUUCGCAUCCCCACCGGCGUCUUCCAUCUCGUCGUCCAAUUAGGCAUCCCCAUCGUCUAUCCCAGAAUGGUCUUUGCCGAAAAGAUCCUCGAGAACCCAGACCGUCUGGUCUUCAAAGCCAUCCGCAAACUCGGCGUGAUACCCGGCUUUUACAAUAACUUCAAUGCGGAUCCGGAGUUAUUGGACGACAUGAAUGACCAUUGGUGCGCUCAAUCGCACAAAGAAGAACGUAAUUGGUUCAUCCUCAAGUGUCAGACCUUGGCGCUUGAACUUAAGAUCAGAAUCACUUUCUUGAGCGGCGACGUCCAUUGCGCCGCUGUGGGCAGGCUUUUCACUCAUGGUAAACGUCUGAAAGCCGCUCAAGAUCCUAAAUACAUGCUGAAUAUCGUUUCGUCGGCAAUUGUUAAUACCCCACCCCCGGCGGCUUUGAUCAGCAUGAUGGGCGCGCUGUCGCGGGUGACGCACAAGACUCUGGCGAGCUCGCAGACGGAUGAAGACAUGAUUGACGUAUUCAAGUUCGACACCAAUGGGAAAUGCAUGAAAAACCAACGGUUUAUGGCCAGAAGGAAUUAUUGUGCCGUCCGCUUCGUCGACCUUUCCGGCGAGAUGGAGUUCAAUAUCCGCGUCGAAAUCGAGCAAGGUGGUGGCAAAACUAAGGGCUAUCCCGUCUUGGUCCCCCCUCCCAAUUAUCCUCCAGCCCCUUGA